This is a messenger RNA of Lentinula edodes (shiitake mushroom), 1416 nucleotides long. RefSeq names its product major facilitator superfamily domain-containing protein. Gene Ontology annotation, molecular function: transmembrane transporter activity. Gene Ontology annotation, biological process: transmembrane transport. The record is from RefSeq and is a predicted model, not a curated record. Lineage: Eukaryota; Fungi; Basidiomycota; Agaricomycetes; Agaricales; Omphalotaceae. The coding region runs from base 1 to 1416 and encodes 471 amino acids. The transcript has 12 exons.
AUGUCUUCCCCAACUUCAACAUCCGACUUGGAAUCACAGGUCCACAAGGGAAAAGAAGUGGUGCAGGUUGUAGAGUUAGGAGAAGAAGAAAAGAAAUACGAGGUCGACCUGGAACCAAAUGAACAUCCCCAACAGCACACGUCAUUCAAAAAAUGGACCGUCAUUCUAGUUGUCGCCACUUCUGCUCUUUGUGUGACCUGCGCAUCUUCUGCAGCAUCUUUCACUGAAGCAGGAAUAGCAGCCGAAUUUCAUGUACCACAUGAAGUUACAAUACUGUCGAUUACCUUUUUCGUUGCAGGACUAGGCAUAGGCCCGCUGUUGACAGGUCCCCUCUCGGAGGUAUACGGUCGGAAUAUCAUAUACCGAGUAUCUUACAUCCUACUUUGUGCAUUCACGUUCGGAGUCGCUUUCGCUCCCGAUAUUGCCGUCCACCUGGUGUUCCGAUUUCUUACUGGUUUAUGCGGCUCCAGCUUUUUGAGUGUAUCGGGAGGAUCUGUCAGUGACAUGUUCGAAAACAAAGAGGUGGCGAAUCCUUUCAUAGGCCCGAAUACUAACUGGCGUUGGACAUACCGCGUGUUAAUCAUAUGGUCUUUCAUUCAGACAGUCGCUCUGUUCGCGUUAGUCCCAGAAACCUACGUCCCCGUGCUGAGAAAGUGGAAAGCUGCCAAGCUUCGAAGAUCCACGGGGGACGAGAAUUACUGGGCUCCCCUCGACAAAACUAACAUAUCUUUAGGUGAAGCAAUCCUCGUUAGCUGCUAUCGACCUUUUGAGCUUGUCAUUCGUGAACGCAUGGCACUUCUGUUGAACAUCUGGACAUCAUUGAUACUCGGGAUACUUUAUCUUGCUUUUCAAGCUUUCCCCGUCAUCUUCGAGAAACAUCACGGCUUUGAUACACAACAGACUGGGUUGACGUUUCUUGGAAUUGGACUAGGGAUGAUAAUCGGCUUGGCUACCCAACCAUUUUGGAAUAACUUCAUCGCCAAGGAAUCCGAGAAGAAUGGUGGGAUCUGUCCUCCUGAAGCUCGACUAUUUGCGGGUGAAGUUGGCGGUGUUCUAAUUCCUCUCAGUCUGUACUGGCUUGCCUUCACUACAUAUCCAUCGGUCCCUUGGAUUGUCCCCAUCAUCGCUUCAAUUCCCUUUGGUUCUGGAAUUUUCCUAGUCUUCACAUCCGUCUUCACCUACCUAGUAACUGCAUAUCGACCUAUUGCAGCAAGCGCAAUGGCUUCAAAUAGCGCCAUGCGGUCGUCCUUCGCUGCGGUAUUCCCUCUUUUUGCCGGAUAUAUGUACACUAGGCUAGGAACUGUGGGGGCGACAGCACUUCUGGCCGGAAUCAUGACAUUAACGGUCCCACUACCUUUUAUUUUCAGACGAAUUGGAGCAAAAUUACGUGCAAAUUCUCGGUUCGCUGCUUCUUGA